GACGAGUCAAAGAGAAAGAGAAGGAGAAGUCGGCGAAUCCCCAAAUCAUUGAUUGGAGAAAAAACAAAGCUGAAAACAGUAAAUUUACUUACUUGAUGAGCGCCAUUUUCAACCGAAUUUCUUCAAUCAUCUAUGCCUCCAAAUUGACUCUCUCAUUUCUCAUCUUCUAUAGUAAUCUCGCAUGGCGUCGGUAUUUCUGUACCACGUUGUGGGCGAUCUGACGGUGGGGAAGCCGGAGCUGUCGGAGUUCUCGGAGACGGAGACGGUGGGGGCGGCGAUAGGGGCGAUUGGGGAUUCGGCGGAGGGAGGGAUUCCGGUGUGGCGAAAGAGAUCGGUGAAGAGUCCGUUUGAGAACGCGCAGAGCAGGCAGCAGAGAUUCAUUGGCAUUCUCAACGCAUUGGAUAUCGUCGCAUUCUUGGCGAGAGAUGAUUGCUUGGCUGAUCAGGAGAAGGCCAUCAACACCCCUGUUUCUGAGAUCGUCACUCCUGCUAAUUCUGCUCUUAAAGUUGUUGAUCCAGGCACAAGAUUAAUAGAUGCUCUUGAGAUGAUGAAACAAGGAGCGAGGCGACUCCUCGUGCCUAAGAGCUUAGUAUGGAGAGGAAUGAGCAAGCGCUUUUCCAUUCUCUACAACGGCAAAUGGCUCAAAAAUGCAGACUCGUUCGGAGGCAGUAGCAGCACAAACGCAUUAGCUACCCGUCCUUCAUCCUCUUCCACCUCGUCCAUCCAAGACAAGUUCUGCUGCCUCUCAAGAGAAGAUGUCCUUCGAUUCCUCAUUGGUUGCCUCGGUGCCUUGGCUCCUUUACCCCUCUCUUCGAUUGCUUCUCUCGAAGCCAUCAACCCAAACUACUGUUGGAUUGAGGCGUCCUCUCCGGCCAUUGAUGCCACCAAGAAGCUCCCCAAUGAUCCUUGCGCUGCAGCAGUUGUCGAACCAACACCAGAGGGGCAACACAAGAUCUUGGGUGAGAUCUCUCUGGCCAAGCUCUGGAAGUGUGACUACUUGUCUGCUGCGUGGGCUCUCGCCAAAUUAUCAGCCGGCCAGUUCGUGAUGGGUGUCGAAGAUCACAUGAAUUCAAGAUCACUACCUGAUAUUGAUACCCACAGUGAUGAAAUAGCUGGAGAGGAAACCAAUGGAGCAGCAGCUAAUUCCAAUAGGUUGAGAAGGAAGUUCAGCAGCAGAAGCAUCGGUUUCUUCAGCAACUCCUCGUCUGAUCCGAACCUCAGCAUCGGGAGGAGCAUGUACCGCGGUAGGACUGCACCCUUGACCUGCAAGGCUACGAGCUCACUGGCUGCUGUCAUGGCGCAGAUGCUCUCACACCGGGCCACCCACGUCUGGGUUACAGAGAUCGAAAACGAUGACAUUCUUGUUGGUUUGGUGGGAUACACUGAUAUCUUAGCUGCAGUCACAAGGCAACCUGCAGCUGCUGCACCAGCUACUUUGGAUUCCAACUUAUAACCCAAUAUAUUGCUGCUGCAAUGUUGAAGUUUUUUUUGUUUGUAUUUUGUAAGAUGCCGUGAUUCUGGUUUUGGUUUGGUUCCAUUCUCUUUAUAGAAUGAUUAAAUGUUGUGUGA
Salvia hispanica is the source of this 1569-nucleotide messenger RNA. It is a transcript of the gene CBSX6, whose product is annotated as Cystathionine beta-synthase (CBS) family protein. NCBI's taxonomy places the organism in Eukaryota, Viridiplantae, Streptophyta, Magnoliopsida, Lamiales, Lamiaceae. The record is from RefSeq and is a predicted model, not a curated record. Gene Ontology annotation, cellular component: nucleus; cytoplasm.